UUCAUGACAGGGUGGCAGAAGCUCGCUGGCUUGAUGUAAACAGAAUAGCUGCGCUUUGUUACAGCAUCACCCAGGUUGUGUCUCGCUACAGCCAUGCCAUGGAUAUUUUGUGGCAAUACCAGUUCCGGAUUAUUUUGCUAGGCGAUUCGACGGUGGGGAAAUCGUCUUUGCUGAAGCGCUUCACGGAUGGGAUAUAUAGCGAUGUGGCGGACCCGACGGUCGGUGUGGAUUUCUAUGCCAGGUCGCUGGAAAUCGAACCGGGGGUGAAAAUCAAACUCCAGCUUUGGGACACUGCUGGUCAAGAACGCUUCAGGUCAAUCACUACCUCCUACUAUCGAAAUUCCGUCGGCGGGCUGCUGGUGUUUGACCUGACCAAUCGCAAGACCUUUGAUCAUGUGAGGGAGUGGCACCGGGAGGUGAGCGAGCACGUGCUGCCCCAUCACAUGGUCUACAUCCUGAUUGGUCACAAGAGCGACCUGAGCAAGGACCGCAAGGUGACCCGCGAGGAGGCGGAGGACCUGGCGGCUGUGCUGGGCAUACGCUACGUGGAGACGUCGGCCAAGUGCAACAGCAAUGUGGACCGGGCCUUCGAGCUCCUGACCCGGGACAUCUACGAGCUGAUGAAGAUGGGCGAGAUCGAUGCCCGCGAGGGCUGGGACGGGGUCAAGAGUGGCCUUAGCGCCAAGGUGCUGUAUCCCGCCGAGGAAGAGGCGGAGCAGGAGAAGAGCUGUAACUGCUGACUGACCUCUGACCUCAGCUCACCCCAGCAUUUUCACCCACAUGAUCUUCCCUCCAGCCCUCCUCAGUGAGGUCCUAGCUACUUCCUGCCUCUCAGCGCUAGGCCGCUCCCUUGUGACAUCAUCACCCCAUGCCUCACAAGUGGUCAUGCCUGCACCUCCCUCGGUGUGUACUGGGGAAAAUGUACCACCAGCAGGGAGUGCUGUGAGUUAUUGCACACAUGCUCAGGCAGGAGGAUGCUGUAGGACACAGUUCUUCUUCCUGGGAUUGCCAAAUGAUGCCCCUCUCUGCCCCUGAGCUAUCGCACUUUGAAGCAGGUUGACACUAACCCUAUCGACACUGCGUUCUCAUGGCAUGACAUGGCUGUGGUUCUGGGACUGUUCCUCUCUGCUUCUUUGCCUAGAGAAGCGAACCUUGGAUGUUAAGACUCUGGUAUAACUGAGAAACAUGAGAACUAAAGUGAUCAUUUAACUUUUGUCACCCACACCCUCUCAGAUAGUUCCAGUACUACAAUCAAUACCAACGGCCAAAAUAUGGUUUGCAUAUUAGCGUGACAUUUGGUGCUCAUGCUACAAAACUCAUUCUUCUUCAGGAGUGAAUAUUAUUUUGUACUGAGUUACCUUACUGGCAUCCAUCUGUAAUAUUUGUGUCUUCCCCAGUCACGCUGUCUCCAGUGCUGUGUUAUGAUGGUUGGUAAUUAUUUCCUAAUGUGUAGUCCAUAUAGCCAAUCCCUUCAAAAUAUACUGUUGCAAAAAGUUAUGAAAGUUAUGAAAACAAUAGUGAUAAAAUAUGUAAAUACCAGUAAAUGACUGAUCAAUAUAUCAUUUUGGUUUAUGGUUAUCAGUUUGCCUGAGCCUUUAUCACUCAUUUUGCCCCAGGACUGGUCCCCAAGCUCAGUUGUGUGUAUUCAUUAGGAAUAUGUGAAAUAUGCUUUGCACAUGGAAUAUUAUUCCCUAUUUAAAUAACAUUUUAUUCUUAUUUUGUUUGACCUAUCAUGCUGCUUUAAAGUUUUACACACUUGUACUCCACAUAGCUACAAUAAAAAUACACCAUUACACACAUAACAUACACCAUCAAUCUUGCAUGCAAUCACUGUACAGUGAGGCUAACAUACCUUCUGGAGGGUGUAGCAGCAGUGCCCUACCUGGGAUUCAAACGUGCAGCUGGCUCCACACUGCAAUUCACUGCAGUAAGGUCAUUCGCAGUGCUUUACCCCUUUGGGUACAGUGGCAAAUGCUCUAACUCCUUCUUGACAAUAGACUCAUUACUCCCCUGGUGAGUGGUUGUUGCUCGUACUCUUGGCCUGCGACCCCACCCCCCCCACCGCCCC
Messenger RNA from Megalops cyprinoides (Indo-Pacific tarpon), 2068 nucleotides. RefSeq names its product ras-related protein Rab-39B-like. The record is from RefSeq and is a predicted model, not a curated record. The transcript has 2 exons. Gene Ontology annotation, biological process: Rab protein signal transduction. Gene Ontology annotation, molecular function: GTPase activity; GTP binding. Gene Ontology annotation, cellular component: Golgi membrane. NCBI's taxonomy places the organism in Eukaryota, Metazoa, Chordata, Actinopteri, Elopiformes, Megalopidae. The coding region runs from base 99 to 740 and encodes 213 amino acids.